ACUCCCCACAGCAAGAGCUGACACCAGGUCCGGCCUGGCGGGAGCCGGGAGCGCGGAGCCGGGAACCCGGAGAGGGCUGGAGAUCCAGAGUUCUCUCGCGGCGAGGAAGUAGGCACGCUGGAGCCGGAGCCCGGCCAAAGUGGGAGCAGCGGCACAGGUGACGCUGGGGGUGCUCUGAAGAUCAACUAAAGCAGGAAGGUUUGUAAAGGUGAACACUUGGACAGGCCCUAUGUAGGCUCCCUUAGUCCUAACUGAGUGGAUGGCAGAAGCUAGGAGUUGUCAUGGAAACAAGUGUAACCAGCAUCAACCUCUGGGAGGUAGGAGACCCCAGAGGGCACCUGUGGGUUCCUAAGGCCUGUAAGAUUUCCUGUUUGGCCAGCUCCACCCUUGCCGCCUCUGUGUCUGGGAGAAACUGAGGCCCCGCAGUGGGAGGCUGGACACUGCCUGGCUCUGGCUCUUUGUUCCUUAGUCAUCAGCUGAGCUGGUGAUUGUAGCCCUGACGUGUCCUCUGCCCAAACAGCCCAGGAAUGAGGCCAGCUGGCCCAGGAGAGUAGGGACCUGUACUAGGAGCUAGUAGUUAGGAUCUCUGUCCAAUCCGUGGCUUGGCCUUCAUAGGGGAGGCAGAUUUGGGCUUAAGACUGGGUCUUCCCUGCCAGGGAACCUGCAUAACCUCCUAGGUCUCCCAUUCCUUCAUCGACUCUGAUUGAAUUAUUCCUUAGCCUUGUCCAGACUAGAGUUAGGAAGUAUUACUGUGUUGGGAGUGCUCUGUCUGGAGGAGGGGGUCAGGAGAAGGCCUGUAAGGGGAGAGUACUCGGGUGCAGGGACUCUGACACCAAUGCCCUGCUCGCAGGUUGCCCUGGAGGCCCCUGGCCAGGCCUGAGCCUCUGCCACCAUGGCCAUUGUGCACACUCUGCCAUUGCCACUGGAGCCCGCACGUGAGACAGCCACUGCCCCACAAGCUCCAGCAAUGGGUAGCGUGAGCAGUCUUAUCUCAGGCCGGCCCUGUCCCGGGGGAUCUGCUCCUCCACGCCACCAUGGUGUCCCUGGGCCCACCUUCUUCCGCCAGCAGGAUGGGCUGCUACGGGGUGGUUACGAGGCUCAGGAACCACUCUGCCCAGCUGCGCCACCCAGGAAGGCUGUCCAAGGCACCAGCUUUACCUAUAUCAAUGAGGACUUCCGGACAGAGUCACCUCCCAGCCCAAGCAGUGAUGUUGAAGAUCCCCGAGAGCAGCGGGCAAACAAUGCCCAUCUCCGUGGGCCCCCACCAAAGCUCAUCCCAGUCUCUGGAAAGCUGGAAAAGAACAUGGAGAAAAUCCUGAUCCGGCCAACAGCCUUCAAGCCAGUGCUACCCAAACCUCGGGGGGCACCAUCCCUACCUGGCUUCCUGGGUCCUCGAGCUGCUGGGCUGUCUGGGAGUCAGGGCAGCCUGACACAGCUGUUUGGGGGGCCAGCCUCCUCCUCCUCUUCCUCUUCCUCCUCUGCUGCUGACAAGCCCUUGGCACUGAGUGGCUGGGCUAGUGGCUGCCCAUCCGGGACACCGUCAGACUCUGGUCGCAAUUCUUUAUCCAGCUUGCCCACUUACAGCACCGGAGGUGCUGAGCCGACCACCAACUCCCCAGGUGGGCACCUGCCCUCCCACGGCCCCAGCCGAGGGUCACUGCCUGGUCCAGCCCGAGGGGUCCCUACUGGGCCCUCCCACUCGGACAGUGGACGAUCCUCCUCCAGCAAAAGUACGGGUUCUUUGGGGGGCCGUGUAGCUGGGGGUGUCUUGAGCAGUGGGGCCCGGGCCUCCCCUGGCAGCAGUUCCGGUGGAGACCGCUCUCCGCCCCCUCCGCCCCCUCCGCCCCCUUCGGAUGAGGCCUUGCUACACUGUGUCCUGGAAGGGAAGCUUCGAGACCGAGAGGCAGAGCUGCCGCAGCUGCGGGACGGUAUGGAGGAGAGUGAGGCUACCAUGUGUCAGGCGUUUGGAGCGCGGCAGAGGCACUGGCCACGGGAGCGGGAGGACUGUGCAGCCCAGGCGCAGCAGGCCACACAGCGUGUCCAGCGGGCCCAACAGCUGCUGCAGCUGCAGGUGUUCCAGCUGCAGCAAGAGAAGCGCCAGUUGCAGGAUGACUUCGCACAGCUGCUGCAGGAGCGAGAGCAACUGGAGCGCCGCUGCGCUACCUUUGAGCGGGAGCAGCGGGAACUCGGGCCGCGGCUGGAGGAGACCAAAUGGGAGGUGUGCCAGAAAUCCGGUGAGAUCUCCCUACUGAAGCAGCAACUGAAAGAAUCUCAGGCGGAGCUGGUACAGAAGGGCAGCGAGCUGGUGGCGCUGCGCGUGGCCCUUCGAGAGGCUCGGGCUGCCUUGCGGGUCAGUGAGGGUCGUGCCCGGGGCCUUCAGGAGGCAGCCCGAGCUCGGGAACUCGAGCUGGAGGCCUGCUCCCAGGAGCUACAGCGGUAUCGCCAGGAGGCUGAGCGGCUCCGGGAGAAGGCUGGGCACUUGGAUGCUGAGGCAGCGGGACUCCGGGAACCCCCUGUACCCCCCGUGCCCUCGGCCACCACUGACCCUUUCCUCCUGGCAGAGAGUGAUGAGGUUAAGGUGCAGCGGGCAGCAGCUGGGGCAGGGGGGAGCCUGCGGGCUCAGGUGGAACGGCUGCGCCAAGAGCUACAGCGGGAACAGCGGCGAGGAGACGAGCAGCGCGACAGCUUUGAGGGGGAGCGGCUGGCCUGGCAGGCGGAGAAGGAGCAGGUGAUCCGCUACCAGAAGCAGCUGCAGCACAACUACAUCCAGAUGUACCGGCGCAACCGGCAGCUGGAGCAGGAACUGCAGCAGCUCAGCCUGGAACUGGAGGCCCGUGAGCUUGCUGACUUGGGCCUGGCUGAGCCAGCCCCCUGCAUCUGUCUGGAGGAGAUCACUGCCACUGAAAUCUAGAGCUUUGCAAGGGGCGAGCCACAGGACCACCUGGGUCCCCGGAUCCACUGAGCACUCCAGGUCCCAGAGCCAAAGGGCCUCUGCCAAGCGUUCGGGUGGCCUUGUGACUUGAGUUCCGUUUCGCUGUCACCCAGAGGCUCCUACCCACGCCACCAUUUCACUCCCCGGCUGUCAGCGCCACUGCCAGCCUUGUUUGCCCACAGAUGUUUGCCAGCCCACCCCAGCUGGGAAGAGAAAGGGGCUACCCUAUCUCCACAUUCUACCUGCCUGAAGCCAGAGAGAGCCAGAUGGCACCAGCUGCUCCAGAUGUGCCUGCCCCCAACAUGCCCACAAGGAGGGGCGGGGCUAGGAUUGGGGUCUGAUCCCCAUGUCCAGCUCUGCAAGCCCCUUCUGGGCUGAGGGGGCUGAAGUCAGACCAAAGGAAGAACCCAGCAAUGUCUUGUUUAUUUGUUUGUGACCAAGCAGCCCCUCCUGUUACCAGGUUUAUGGCCUCGUUUUCACUUGUAUAUUUUUCACAUGUAAAUUUCUUGUACAAACCCAAAGAAAGCAUUUAAAAAAUUGUUUUUAAAAAAAGUAUGCUGGAUAAAGAACCACAGGGAACUUGUUUGACAUCUGUCCGGGACAUCUGUCCCCUCUGCUUGCUGGCUCCUCCUCGACCUCAUGAAGUUCUUGCAGGGAGGAAGGGUGAUAGGGCUAA
Messenger RNA from Chionomys nivalis (European snow vole), 3608 nucleotides. It is a transcript of the gene Lzts2, whose product is annotated as leucine zipper tumor suppressor 2. The record is from RefSeq and is a predicted model, not a curated record. The coding region runs from base 893 to 2911 and encodes 672 amino acids. Gene Ontology annotation, biological process: cell division; negative regulation of canonical Wnt signaling pathway. Lineage: Eukaryota; Metazoa; Chordata; Mammalia; Rodentia; Cricetidae. The transcript is spliced from 6 exons.